GUAUCCAACACAAACCAAUCUGAAGCUGUCAGCUGUGAACUUAAACCAGACAAGAUGCUUUAGAAAAUGUACAGUAGAAAAUAAUUUACUUGGGUAUCCCUAAACUUUCAGGAAUACAAAGAUAUUUACAAACAAAUCCUCAGCUCUUGAAGAGUCUCGGAGAGAGAGAUGAAAAAUCAGCACUGACAGCCAAGUGCAUGAAACUCUUCAGAAGGAUAACAGACUUUAACAGAAAAAGGAUGCGUUACUAUGGAGAUGUUCCUCUCUCAGCUAAAGCUGUGCUUCCUACCAAACAUCCUUACAUGAGUACCACAAACCAUACUAAAAUCAAAAGUGGUUCUAGACAUGACAUGUCAGAUGAUGGAACACCGUCAAAACCAGAUGAUCUGCAGACAAUCAAGCAGGAACUAACUCAGAUAAAAGCACAAGUUGAUGGCCUCCUGGAGAGUCUUGAGAAGAUGGAAGAGAGGCAAAAAUCAGAGGCGGGAAGGAGAAACUAAGAGUCACAUUCAUUCCAACACAAGAACAAGGACAAGACAAAGCAGUGACUUUCUUUAAAAACUUCACCUAUGUUUCCGCUUAAGUAUAUACUAGAACAAGAAAACAAGAAAAAAUUCCUCCCUCACGAUUCACCAACAGGCUAUAUUACAAGACAACUCAAUAGAUCAUUUAUUAGAACAAAGAAAUCUUUCAGCACUACCAUCUUUAAACAAGUCACUAUUAUAUCUGUAGCUAACACGAAGACUGCUCAAGUAUACAGGAAAUGCUCAGAAUGUUCUAUGACUGCUGACCUGGAGUACAGACGCAGAAACAGCACUUCAGAACAUCAGUGAUAUACCAGAAAACAUAAGAGAAGCAAUUAGAUUGUAUUUUAAUUGUGUAUAUGCAGUCUCAAGACAAUACUCCUUGCAUCAUAGUAUUGUUUCUAUCUUCGUUAGAACACAUUUAGAAAACUAGUAAUGUUAUUCAAAUCUGAACUCACCAGACUGAAGCAUGUCAUGUCAAAAUACACAGGAUCUGCUCUGUGGUCAGGCUAAUACAUACUACCGAAGAUCAACUGCAACAAAUCCAGCUUUUAUAGCUAAUCUCUUAGGAAACGACAUCAGUAGUCUGCAUUGGGAGAUAUAUAAACAGAUAAUGACUGAGCUGAAAUUUGUAUUGUACUGCUAGUUAUCUACAGUGUAGAACUGCUGAACUGUGUGUUACUAAAUUAUUACAUUUUAUAUCCAACUGCAUAUACUUUGGCAGAAUUACUCAGAAGCACCAUCACGAAAGAAGAAGCGUGAAUCACCUUCAGCCAGCUCUGUUUUUAUUAUUUCUGUACAAAAAUGUUUUGUACAAUUCACUGCAGAACUGCAACACACUAUAUAUAAAAUUUCUAUUUCAUGGCAUCAGUGAACCGUGAAAUACAAUGCUGCAGAUUUCAAAGGGGCAAAAGAAACUCCUAGUAAAUAAAUCACCAUACUACUAACAAUGUACAUUAUUAAACAAUGAUGCAGUUCACACCAGUUGAUAUGUUUUUGGAAUAUAGACAAAAGGCAGAAAAUGCAUUAUAUUAUUUACUACAGAGUCAGUCAAUAACCUGGAGUUUGCAACAUCAUGUAUAAAGAAAUAUCACAUAUGCAUUUCAUGUUUCCAUUAGCCAGAAAUGUUUUAUUACACUUCAUUCGUUUUAAUCAGCUUUUGUUUUCCUCCUGCAUGUUAGAUGUUGAAUUUGUAAGGCUGCCUCAGUUUUAGGUGUCCUGAAAUGUUACAUUUAAAAAGUAAUGUUUUACCUAUUAACAUCAGUGAUUAGUACACCACUGUAAUACUUCAUGUAGCUUUCACAGCUAUAAGGCUGUCUUCUGUGUUAUUGGGGUUUUUAAUGAAUGCUUAAGAUUCCUUAACUCCAGACUGCAUGGAAAAUAACAUAUGUAGAGGUUAUUCAGUGCCUCUUGUAAUAAAAGAAACACAAUCCUUAGCUACUUCUGUAUGUCCCAAGAAGAUAGUUAUAUUUACAAUAAUGUUUGUGCAUUAAUUUGUACUUAGUCUUUGCCAUACUGGAAUGUCUGCAAUUUGUAUCAAACCUCUCCAGAAUGACUCACUGUACCAGAUGUGUAGACCAAACUAACUGUGUAAUACAUUCAAAUAUGUAAUAAUGGGAGCCUGUUGGACGGAUUGUAGUUUCCUAGAGACCUGUAUUGUUUGACUAGGAACAAAAUGUAUAGCUUGGCAUACAACUGCAAGAUCAGUGUAACUUGGAGGGUAAUAAAGCAUUCUUACCCCAGAAA
Molecule: messenger RNA, 2270 nt
Organism: Protopterus annectens (West African lungfish)
Lineage: Eukaryota; Metazoa; Chordata; Ceratodontiformes; Protopteridae
Product: RNA-binding Raly-like protein
Exons: 5
Coding region: 198-500 (100 amino acids)
Source: RefSeq, a predicted model, not a curated record